AUAAUGAUUUCACCUUUAAAAACUGCCUUCUUGAGCAAGUGUCCAUUUGGUCACCCAGAUUUCAUUGGUCCUAACUUUCAUCAGGUUGUUCUUGCAGAACGUGCCAGUAGAAGCAUUCACCAACUGAAAUGUGCCCUGAAAGAAGGUGAUGUCACUAUUGGAGAAGAUGCACCAAAUCUUUCUUUUAGCACCAGUGUGGGAAAUGAGGAUGCCAGGACAGCCUGGCCCGAAUUACAACAGAGCCAUGCUGUUAAUCAGCUCAAAGAUUUGUUGCGCCGACAAGCAGAUAAGGAAAGUGAAGUAUCUCCAUCAAGAAGAAAAAUGUCCUCUUUGAGGUCAUUAGAACAUGAGGAAACCAAUAUGCCUACUAUGCACAACCUUGUUCCUAUUAUUAAUGACCAGUCUCAGUAUAUUCAUCAUUUAGAGGCAGAAGUUAAGUUCUGCAAGGAGGAACUCUCUGGAUUGAAAAAUAAAAUACAAGCAGUUGUGCUUGAAAAUGAAAGCCUCCAGCAAGAGCUGAAAUCUCAAAGACAGGAGGAGACACUAAGGGAACAAACACUUCUGGAUGCAUCUGGAAACAUGCAGAAUUCUUGGAUUACAACAGGUGAAGAUUCUGGGGUGGGUGAAACUGUCAAAAGACCAUUUUCCCAUGACAAUGCAGAUAUUGGCAAAGCUGCAUCUGCUGGUGAGCAGGUAGAAGUGGAGAAGCUAAAACUUUCUUAUGAGGAAAAGUACGAAAUUCAGGAAUCCCAACUGAAGUUUUUGAGGAAAGACUUAGCUGAAUAUCAGAGAACUUGUGAAGAUCUUAAAGAGCAACUAAAGCAUAAAGAGUUUCUUCUGGCUGCUAAUACUUCUAACCGGGUUGCUGGUCUUUGUUUGAAAUGUGCUCAGCAUGAAGCUGUUCUUUCCCAGACCCAUAGUAACGUUCACGUGCAGACCAUCGAAAGACUGAUGAAAGAAAGAGAUGACUUGAUGUCUGCACUGGUUUCCGUAAGGAGCAGCUUGGCAGAUACGCAGCAAAGAGAAGCAAGUGCUUAUGAACAGGUGAAACAAGUUUUGCAAAUAUCUGAGGAAGCCAAUUUUGAAAAAACCAAGGCUUUAAUCCAGUGUGACCAGUUGAGGAAGGAGCUGGAGAGGCAGGCGGAGCGACUUGAAAAAGAACUUGCAUCUCAGCAAGAGAAAAGGGCCAUUGAGAAAGACAUGAUGAAAAAGGAAAUAACGAAAGAAAGGGAGUCCAUGGGAUCAAAGAUGUUGAUCUUGUCUCAGAAUAUUGCCCAACUGGAGGCCCAGGUGGAAAAGGUUACAAAGGAAAAGAUUUCAGCUAUGAAUCAACUAGAGGAAAUUCAAAGCCAGCUUGCUUCUCGGGAAAUGGAGGUCACAAAGGUGUGUGGAGAAAUGCGCUAUCAGCUGAAUAAAGCCAACAUGGAGAAGGAUGAGGCAGAAAAGGAGCACAGAGAGUUCAGAGCAAAAACUAACAGGGAUCUUGAAAUUAAAGAUCAGGAAAUAGAGAAAUUGAGAAUAGAACUGGGUGAAAGCAAACAACACUUGGAACAGGAGCAGCAGAAGGCAGCCCGGGCCAGAGAGGAGUGCCUGAGACUAACAGAACUGCUGGGCGAAUCUGAGCACCAACUGCACCUCACCAGACAGGAAAAAGAUAGCAUUCAGCAGAGCUUUAGCAAGGAAGCAAAGGCCCAAGCCCUUCAGGCCCAGCAAAGAGAGCAGGAGCUGACACAGAAGAUACAGCAAAUGGAGGCCCAGCAUGACAAAACUGAAAAUGAGCAGUAUUUGUUGCUGACCUCCCAGAAUACAUUUUUGACAAAGUUAAAGGAAGAAUGCUGUACAUUAGCCAAGAAACUGGAACAAAUCUCUCAAAAAACCAGAUCUGAAAUAGCUCAACUCAGUCAAGAAAAAAGGUAUACAUAUGAUAAAUUGGGAAAGUUACAGAGAAGAAAUGAAGAAUUGGAGGAACAGUGUGUCCAGCAUGGGAGAGUACAUGAGAUAAUGAAGCAAAGAUUUUAAAAUUUGGCUAUCAUAUGCAAGGCAUCACUCUCUGUCAGAAAUAUAAUUGUCAGGUGUCCUGGUAUGGAUAGAGGUCCUGCAGAACCUUCAGGACCCAUCCCAAAAUGAAGAAGACACAAGAUACAGUUAUGUUCUGUCCUCCUCUUGACUUCUGUGUGGGUCAGAGUGAGUUACUAAUUUUAGAAGUGUUCUCGUGAAGACAUCUGACUAUUCAGCACACACAAUCUUAAGGUCUUUGCUGUAAGAAGCUCAACCAUCCUUUAGCCUCUCCGGCCAGGGAUCCUGGCCUCUGCUUUUGUGUUUCAAGAAUUCUUGGUUCUGGCCCUUUCCUUGAUUCCCUAAUUUCCACAGUUUGACAGCACUGAAUGUUGUGUUAAACUUCUUGCUACCAUGUAAAAAUUUCCUGACACCUCUUGCAAUAAUUGUUAUUAUAUAAUAUAUAAUUAUGUAAGAUGUAACAACUAUAUAAUAAUCAUCAUUGUAAUUCUUAUCACUGUUGUAGCAGCAGCUUAGAGGGUGCUUGCUGUAUACCAGCUCCUCUUCUAAGCACUUACCUUUUAAACCCACUGAAUUUUCAUAACCACCACGUGAAGAGAGUACUAGCAAUAUCCCCAUUUUAGCAAUGAGGAAACUGAGGCACAGUGAGGUGAAGUAACUGGCUGAAGGUCACACAGCUACUAUGUGAGAGAUGCCGAACUUGAACCUGGGCAGUGUUGCUGCCCAUUCUGGGAAGAAGGAAUGCUGAUUUGAAGAAUCUCAGCAAUACUUUAGCUCCCAUAAUAGUAAAAAUUUUUAGAAGCUCUUCCUGUGAUUCCAAUCAGAUGUGGCAUUGUUUUAUAUUCCCAUUCUCAGUGAUCUCUAAAUGGCAUUCCUGCCACUAAACUGCCACUGUUUUCCUACAAGGGACAUCUGAUCAGUUUCUGAAUUGAGUCCCAGGAUACAUGCCUUAAGCUAUUGCAUGAAUCUCCUCUAUGUAGGAAAUUCUUGUGUUCUGAUAGAUGGAGAAAAAUGUGGUGGAGAUAGUAAAAUAUUACCAGUUUCAAAUGUGUUUAUGUUACCUUAAAUUUGAGGCAGAUUAUGGACAGUGAGAAGAAAAAGAAGAGGAGCAAUAAUUUGAAAUAGAAGAGUGACAGAAAGGACAAUUUGGUAAAGCCUUUCCUUCCCAUAAUGAAAAAAGUAGUCCCUCAUUAUUGACAGUUCACUCAGACGUUACUGUACUUUACAAUCGUCUUUCAGGGUUUCUUCCAAUUUAUGAUUGGGGAGGUGGAGGCUCGGAGGGAGGAAGUGUGGCCACAGCUGCACAGGCCUAGGAGGGAAAGCUAGAAUUUAAAUAGGUUUGCCUGACUCGAAAGCUUGUGCUGUCACUGAAAGACCAUAGUAUCUUUCUGCCUCUAAAGAGAAGAUGGUCCUGUUGGACCUGGAAAAUCAGUGGCUAACAUGGGGCUUUUCAAGAUGCAAUAAGAUGGAGGAGGCCAGAGGUUCAGCACGUGCUGCCAGAAACAAGUCACGGAAUAAUGGAGGCAUAUUACAGAGAGGCUUGGGGGGUGGGGGGUAGAAAAAUUGUACCUAAAAUGAAAGAAAACACAACCUUUUGAAUGAGUGGGAAUGGAAGGUGAUACUAAAAUAUUUAGAAAGCUAAAAAGUUUUUGUUUUUUAAGAGACAGGGUCUUACUCUGUUGCCCAGCUUGGAGCGCAGUGGUACAAUCAGAGCUCAUGGCAGCCUUAACUCCUGUGCUGAAGUGAUCCUCCCACUUCAACCUCCUGAAUAGCUGGGACUACAGGCGUACCAACAUCCUCAACACCGAAAAAUGUUUUUAUUUUUUUCGGGCGAUGAGGUCUCACUACAUUGCCCAGUCUGGUCUUGAACUCCUGGCCUUAAAUGAUCCUCCUGCCCAGGCCUCAAGAAGCUAGUAAGUUUCUCAUCAGUUUGCACAUGCUUCUGAGUAUGCUAAUGCUUUUUUUUUUAUUACCACUCAGUGGUAAUAAAUGGUGAUGUGGUAAUUCCAAGCUGUUUAGGAAAAUUUGUACUACCAAAUGUCACUGUCACUCAAGGGAUUAUUGCAUAUAGGUCUUAUUUUGUUUGUUCUUUUUUAAGGCUUUCUCUGCCUUUCUCCCUUCUGUUACCAUGGCAGUAUUAAUGUUAUUGAUCUGAGUAGAACGUGAUGUUAUUCAUCAGUGUGACAGACAUUAGAUUUGUAAAGAAUCUAUGUAUUAGAGCAAUUUAUCAGGUGUUAAUAAUUCUCAUACAUUGUUUUGUUUUUUGGUCACCCAAUAAGAAGCCUCUAUUGAGAUAAAGAGGCAUGAUUUUUUCUCACAAAAUGGAUGAUUUCUUAUUUUAAACACAAAGUGUGUGUAGCAAGCACUACUUUCUCUAGGAAGAUCUAUGGGAGGAUUCCGAUGGCAUGUUGGUCAGCCUUCCCUGAGGUGACCCGCGGGAAUGGAAUUGGUGCCAGCAGGAAACAGUCAUGCACAGGCCACCCAACUCACAGCAUGACUGAUCACCACGCCAGCCAUGUCAAAACUGGACAUUUCCUGUUCGCAGAGAGUUGAAGCAGGUCCAUCUUGAAGAACAUCUGAUUGGACAUUUAAAAAUGGAUAAAGAUGAUUCAGAGGACAAAAAGCCCAAUUUUCCAUUUUCACGAGCUAUAGGUAGAGCAGCCCUAGGUGACCAGAACAAAGUGUGACCGAAGAAUAUUUAUUAUUAAGAAAGAGAUGGAAAUACUGGAGAUGGGCAUUGGCUUAACUCUAUUUCAGUAAUGUUGUGGUCACACCAGUAAGUCCCCAGCUUCCCUCUCCCCUGUGUAACUUUUUCUCCUUUUUCUAUUUGUUGCACCCCUGAUGGCAGCAUGUUAGGCCUGUUCGGUUUCUCAGGUGGUGGAAGUCUGUGGCCUCUUAGCCUGUGCCUCCCAGCACACCUGAAGAAAACCACAAUUCCCAGAGAGGCACUGACGCUUGUAUCUUAUUGCUUAAUUAUUAUACCUAUUUAAUGCUACUUAGAACAUUGUCAGCUGUUGAGAAAAGGUAAUUAUCACUAGUCAAAUGAAAAACACUUUUUUGGCUGCCUUACGGAUACACAUUUUACUGGUACCUUGAUACAUAAUGAAGCCUGAUAGCAAAACUUUUGCUUGUCUCUUCUUCAAGCCACAGCUGUUUCCCUGCUAAAUUCAUCCCAUCUGUCUUCCCUUCCGUAAAGCUGUAGGCAGUAUAGCAUAAGUACAGAAGCAGUUCAGUGCUAUUUUGGAUAAACAUAGCUGAAAUUUGAAUCUUUGCCAUUUGCGAUGCACACAUUUUGUUUUACUGCUGUAAAGAGAGCUGUCAAAAUACAACUACAUGGAUAAUUUACUAAAAUGCAGUCAAAUAUAAGGUUGAUCAGAGGGAGAGUACAUUGGGUCACUCUGACUAUUCCAGUCUGUGCUCUGAAAGGUGUCACUGACCUCGAGGUCCCCGUGAAUUCUGUUUGGGGAGAGUUAGCAUCUGAAGUCUUUGCUUUAAUCCUGCAGCAUGGUUUUGAGGAGUUACCAGUUCCUUUAACUGUGUCUGUGGCAUGACUUUCAGAGUCUUUAAGAGGCUUCAGAAGUCCAUUUUCUUCAUCUUCAAAAAAUUUGCACUGAUGAGAGAUGUUUUCUCUUUCUUGGCACAGCCAGACGGAGCUGAGCUACAUGACCAUUCUGCUGAGUUCCGACAUUUAUUUCAUUGGAACCUUUGUUACCACUGAGGCAGUCUGUUUCGUUUUCAUCCCAUUCCUUAUUUCUGGACAAUUGGUGCAUCUAAAUGUACCAUGGUACAUUUUUAAAACUCAAUACUAUACAAUGCUUUAGAGUCGAGGGAGAUGUUUUCUUGAAUGAAUUCCUCUUCUGAAUUCUAAGAAGAUUCACCUGGCCCACAGCCCUCACACACAUAUUUACUGCUUUUUCCCAUGUGCAAAGGUCUUUUCCAAGCCCAAAAGGGUCAUGACCUCUUUGAGGGGAAGGGCUAAUACCUAAUAUAUUUUGGUAGCCGCUGUGGUCAGAGCUCAUAAGAGGUACUUGGACUUCAGGUAAGUGAAACACAACAUCUUUGGGAUGAGAUCUUAUCCCAUUGGUUCUUUACUCUAAGAUUUCACUUUAUCUUACCCUCUCUCCACCACUUCUCAACCCUGCAUCAGUGUAGCACAGAGGGAGUGAAGGGGGCUGCAGGAAAGGUGUGGAGGCCAGGCCAAGGAUUGGGCCCACUACUUUCUGCCCUUCCCCAUUUGCCAGAACUCAGUCACCUGGCUCACCCAGCUGCAGGAACUGGGAGGCAUGACCUAGAAGAGGAGGAACCUGGGGAGUGGUGAGCUCCAGUGUUCUUGUCCCUAUCAUCCCUGCCUCUAAAAAUAACCCUUCAUAAACAAAUGAUAGCAAAAGUCAUCUCCUGCAUAUAAAGACAUGACAGAAAGCAAUAUCUUUUUAGGUAAGUGGCUGUGUGGCUAUGAAGGUAGGGACAGUAACCAGUGAGGUUUCGCUCCUAACACUGUCACACACACAUCUUUUUCACAAAUGCCAUCUUGCUAACGACUCUGCAACCUCCUCAGAGUGCAGCCUUGGUUGUCUUGUUCUCCACUGUAUCCCAGCGCCCAGUAAAGAAGACAUUGUAGGUGCUCAGAAAAUAUUUGCUGAGCAAAAAUGAAUGCAAUGAAUGCAUGAAUAGUAGAACAAGUUUACAUUACAUUUUUUUUCACAUUAUCUUAAAAUUCCUACCUUUGGUACAGCCAGAAGACACCGGCAUCUAUGUGUGCAUUGCGCUUCAACAGCUUUAGCAAAAUCACAGUGCUGUCGGGUCUCCAGCUGCUGCCCACGAAAUUGUUUACCUAGAAGGUCCCCAAGGCCUUUUCUGCACCAAGGCAUUUGCCUUCUCUUAUCUGGUUUUCUUUUGGCGAAGAAAAAAAAAAACAAACCCUAGGCUCUUGGGAAGAUGAAAAAAGUAUAUGACU
Molecule: messenger RNA, 6970 nt
Organism: Chlorocebus sabaeus (green monkey)
Lineage: Eukaryota; Metazoa; Chordata; Mammalia; Primates; Cercopithecidae
Source: RefSeq, a predicted model, not a curated record